Molecule: messenger RNA, 8939 nt
Organism: Choloepus didactylus (southern two-toed sloth)
Lineage: Eukaryota; Metazoa; Chordata; Mammalia; Pilosa; Megalonychidae
Gene: UNC13C
Product: unc-13 homolog C
Exons: 34
Coding region: 762-7412 (2216 amino acids)
Biological process (GO): presynaptic dense core vesicle exocytosis; neuromuscular junction development; synaptic transmission, glutamatergic
Cellular component (GO): presynaptic membrane; synaptic vesicle membrane; plasma membrane
Molecular function (GO): phospholipid binding; syntaxin-1 binding; calcium ion binding
Source: RefSeq, a predicted model, not a curated record
GGCGGGAGCAGAGGGAGCCGACACGAUCUCGGUAGAGGAGGCUGGGGGAUCGCAAUGUCAGUGCUGCAUUCUGAAAAGCGGUGGCAGCGGCCCGCGGUGUGUGAAGUUCCGGGCGCACACCCUCAAUUGCUGAUGAGCCCUGGCGCUCCUCAACGCACAGGAGAGGCUCCCAUUUUGCUUUAUUAGAGAAAAGAAUGAGAAAUGAGCUGCCGAAGGAAUGUGGCAAUGAGAAGAGUGAAGGACAGUUUUGUGCCAGCAGCUAAGUUGUAAAAUUGCUUUGGAGGCUGCCCGGGGAGCACGAUAGAAUUCACAAGAACAGACUCCGUUGCAGAUCAAAGGCAUGCCUGAUUGCACAUGAGUCUGAUCGCUGGGAUGCAGCCUCAGCUCCUGCUCUUACUAUUUGUGGCUGAAUAAAGGAACCGAGACUAGAAACACGAUUGCGGGUGCUAUUCCUGAAAGGAAAACACAUACGCUCAAAAAGGAAGGGGAGGAACAGCCCAACUGAUACUGCAUGAAGUUAUGUGGAAAUGAGAGAGAUUCACAAAACCCCUCCGCUAGGAGAGAAUGUCGUUCAUCAAAGGAGCUUUGCUUCUGGUUUUCACAAGACUCUGACGUUGUGGCAGAGCCAUGGCUGCUGUUCAGGCUAUUUUCAGUGAUUCACAGAACAUCUGAACAGUGAUGCUUGCCUUGAACAUACAGAUUUUCAACCUGAUACCUUGUUUACUUCUUUGGGACAGAAAAACUUGCACUAAUUGCUCUCCAUGGUGGCCAACCUUUUCAAGAGCCUGAUUUUACCUUACAUACAUAAGCUUUGCAAAGGAAUGUUUACAAAGAAACUGGGAAAUACAACCAAAAAAAGAGAGAAUCAUCAGCAGAAAAAGGAUCAAGAUAUUCUUCCUGCUGGGCAGACCAAAACUCCCAAAUUUUCUAAUACCUUAAAAAGCACUGUCAAGAAGAUUGCAAAGUGUACCUCUGCUCGUAACUUAUCCAUUGAAGAAGACGAGGCCAAUAAAGAAUUUUCCCUAUCACCAACAUUCAGUUACCGAGUAGCUAUUGCCAAUGGCUUACAAAAGAAUAUUAAUGUAACCAAUGGUGAUAAUGAGGCUCUGCUUCGAAAGCUAUCUUCAACUGAGAGUUCCUACUCAGAAUCAUUAAAUGAACUAAGGAGUAGUACGGAAAACCAGGCACAGUCAACACACACAAUGCCAGUUAGACGCAAUAGGAAGAGUUCGAGCAGCCUCGCACCCUCGGAGGGUAGCUCUGAUGGGGAACGCACCUUACAUAGCUUAAAGCUAGGAGCUUUACGUAAACUGAGAAAAUGGAAGAAGAGUCAAGAGUGUGUCUCCUCAGACUCAGAAUUGAGCACAAUGAAGAAAACGUGGGGAAUAAGAAGCAAAUCUCUGGACAGAACUGCCCGAAACCCAAAGGCAAAUGUCCUAGAGCCAGGAUUUAGUUCCUCUGGCUGCAUUAGCCAAACACAUGAUGUCAUGGAAAUGAUCUUUAAGGAACUUCAGGGAAUAAGCCAGAUCGAAAUGGAACUUUCUGAACUACGAGGGCAUGUGAAUGCUCUCAAGCACUCUAUCGAUGAGAUCUCCAGCAGCGUGGAGGUUGUACAAAGUGAAAUUGAACAGCUACGUACGGGGUUCGUCCAGUCCCGGAGGGAAACCAGAGACAUCCAUGAUUAUAUUAAACACUUAGGUCAUUUGGGUAGCAAGGCAAGCCUGAGAUUUUUAAAUGUGCCUGAAGAAAGACUCGAAUACGUUGAAAGUGUGGUAUACCAAAUUCUGAUAGAUAAAAUGGGGUUUUCAGAUGCACUAAAUGCUAUUAAAAUUGAAUUUGCUCAAAGACUAGGACAGCAAAGGGACUGUCCAAAUGCAAAGCCUCGACCCAUACUUGUGUACUUUGAAACCCCUCAGCAAAGGGAUUUUGUCUUAAAAAAAUCAUAUAAACUGAAAGGAACAGGCAUCGGGAUCUCAUCAGAUAUUCUUACUCAUGACAUCAGAGAAAGAAAAGAGAGAGGAAUGCCAACCUCCCAGACAUAUGAGAGCAUGGAUAUAAAACUGUCUACUCCAGAGCCCAAAGUCAAGAACAAUUGGCAGUCACCCAAUGACAGUGAUGGAGAGCUGGAAUCUGACCUCAAUAGAAACAGUUAUGCAAUGCUUUCCAAGUCAGAGCUUCAAACAAAAGGAGGUGCUUCCAAGUCAAGCUCAAAGUCUCACAAUGCUAGAUCCAAGAAUAAAACUGCUAAUAGCAGCAGAAUUUCAGAUAAAUCAGAUUAUGACAAAAUUUCCUCACAAUUGCCAAAAUCAGAUAACUUGGAAAAGCAAACCACAACCCAUUAUGUAGAUGCAAUGCCCCUCUGGCAUUCACAGAGUGAUUUUUUCACCACUAAACUUAGUCGUUCUGAAUCAGAUUUUUCCAAAUUGUGUCAGUCUUACUCGGAGGACUUUUCAGAAAAUCAGUUUUUCACUAGAACUAAUGGAAGCUCCCUCCUGUCAUCUUCAGACCGGGAACUUUGGCAGAGGAGACAGGAGGGCACGCCUACCUCUUAUGACAGUCCCCAGGACCAGCGUUUGAAUGGGAGUGUUCAGGGUGUCCAAAGGCAGAAUGAAAUGGAAAACACAGAAACUGUGGAUAGCGGAAUGAGUAAUGGCAUGGUAUGUGCAUCUCUGGACCGAAGUCAUUAUAGUGAUUCUCAGCUCUCCUUACAUGAGGAUCUUUCUCCAUGGAAGGAAUGGAAUCAAGAAGAGCAAGGAGCUGACUUAGGCUUGGAUUCAUCCACUCAGGAAGCUUUUGACUAUGACACGAACAGUCUAUCUGAUCAACAGCUGGAUGUUUCCAGUAAAGACCUACAAGACUUCGGAAAGUGCCACAGUGACCUUCAGGAUGACUCUGAGAGCUAUGAUUUAACCCAAGAUGACAACUCAUCACCCUGCCCAGGAUUGGAUAAUGAAACACAAGGCCAGUGGGUUGGUCAAUAUGAUGCCUAUCAAGAAGCUAAUUCUAAUGAGCUGCACCAAAAUCAAAACCAGUUGUCCAUGAUGUAUGGAAGUCAAAGUGAACUGCAAAGUGAUGAUUCGGAGGAUGCACCACCCAAAUCUUGGCACAGUCGAUUAAGCAUUGACCUUUCUGAUAAGACUUUUAGCUUCCCGAAAUUUGGAUCGACAUUACAGAGGGCUAAAUCAGCUUUGGAAGUUGUGUGGAACAAAAGCACACAGAGUCUCAGCGGGUAUGAGGAUAGUGGCUCAUCCAUAAUGGGGAGGUUUCGGACAUUAUCCCAAUCCACUGCAAAUGAAUCGAGUACCACCCUUGACUCUGAUGUCUAUGCAGAGCCCUGUUACUACAAAGCAGAGGAUGAGGAGGAUUAUAGUGAACCAGUAGCUGAUAAUGAAACAGAUUAUGUUGAAGUGAUGGAACAAGUCCUUGCUAAACUAGAAAACAGGACUAGUAUUACUGAGAUAGAUGAACAAAUGCAAGAAUAUGACCACCCUUCAUCUGAGACUCCUUAUGAAACCCCACAAGAUGAGGGUUGUGAUGGUCAGGUGAAUGAUGUGGUUAGUGAUGGGGGAUUAGAACCCUCAAAUGAAGCAUCAGUUGAAAUGGAAAUAAGAGAAGAUGAAAACCGAAACAUGCCUGAACAGCCAGUGGAAAUCACAAAGCCAAGGAGAAUCCGACCUUCUUUUAAAGAAGCAGCUUUAAAAGCCUACAAGAAGCAAAUGGCAGAGUUGGAAGAAAAGAUCCUGGCUGGAGAUAGCAGUUCUGUGGAUGAAAAGGUUCGAAUAGUGAGUGGCAAUAGUUUGGACGCUUGCAAAUUUUCUGCAUUCCAGGCGUUUGGUGGGGCAGGGCGGGGACUUUAUGGUAUUGACAGUAUGCCAGAUCUCCGCAGGAAAAAAACUUUGCCUAUUGUACGAGAUGUGGCCAUGACCCUGGCUGCCCGGAAAUCUGGACUCUCUCUGGCUAUGGUGAUUAGGACAUCUCUAAACAACGAGGAACUGAAAAUGCAUGUCUUCAAGAAGACCUUGCAGGCAUUGAUCUACCCCAUGUCCUCUACCACCCCGCACAAUUUUGAGGUCUGGACGGCUACCACGCCCACCUACUGUUACGAGUGUGAAGGGCUCCUGUGGGGCAUUGCCCGGCAAGGCAUGAAGUGUUUGGAGUGUGGAGUGAAGUGCCAUGAAAAGUGUCAGGAUCUCCUAAACGCUGACUGUUUGCAGAGAGCAGCAGAAAAGAGUUCUAAGCAUGGUGCUGAAGACAAGACUCAGACCAUUAUUACAGCGAUGAAAGAAAGGAUGAAGAUCAGGGAGAGAAACAGGCCAGAGGUAUUUGAAGUAAUUCAGGAAAUGUUUCAGAUUUCUAAAGAAGAUUUCGUACAAUACACAAAGGCAGCCAAACAGAGUGUACUGGAUGGGACAUCUAAGUGGUCAGCAAAAAUAACCAUAACAGUGGUUUCGGCACAAGGCUUGCAGGCAAAAGACAAAACAGGGUCCAGUGACCCAUAUGUUACAGUUCAGGUUGGGAAGAACAAAAGAAGGACUAAAACAAUCUUUGGAAACUUGAAUCCAGUUUGGGAUGAGAAGUUUUAUUUUGAGUGCCAUAACUCCACAGACCGCAUCAAAGUCAGAGUGUGGGAUGAAGAUGAUGACAUAAAAUCUAGAGUCAAGCAACACUUCAAAAAGGAGUCAGAUGAUUUUCUGGGACAAACAAUUGUAGAAGUGAGGACCCUGAGUGGAGAAAUGGAUGUCUGGUACAACUUAGAGAAACGGACAGAUAAGUCAGCUGUAUCUGGGGCCAUUCGAUUGAAAAUCAAUGUGGAAAUAAAAGGAGAGGAGAAGGUUGCUCCAUAUCAUAUGCAAUAUACAUGUUUACAUGAGAAUCUCUUCCAUUACUUGACUGAGGUAAAAUCUAAUGGUGGAGUGAAAAUCCCAGAGGUGAAAGGGGAUGAAGCGUGGAAGGUUUUCUUUGACGAUGCUUCCCAAGAAAUAGUGGAUGAAUUUGCCAUGCGUUAUGGGAUUGAAUCCAUUUAUCAGGCUAUGACGCACUUUUCAUGUCUGUCUUCUAAAUACAUGUGUCCUGGUGUCCCUGCUGUCAUGAGCACUUUGCUGGCAAAUAUAAACGCUUUCUAUGCUCACACUACAGUUUCGACAAAUAUACAGGUUUCUGCCUCAGAUCGAUUUGCUGCUACCAACUUUGGUAGGGAAAAAUUCAUAAAACUACUGGACCAGUUGCACAAUUCUUUGAGGAUUGACCUGUCGAAGUAUAGGGAAAACUUUCCUGCCAGCAACUGUGAAAGACUGCAAGAUCUGAAAUCAACUGUUGACCUGCUAACAAGCAUCACCUUUUUUAGGAUGAAGGUUCUGGAACUUCAAAGCCCCCCAAAGGCCAGUAUGGUGGUGAAGGACUGUGUCAGAGCUUGUCUGGAUUCUACAUACAAGUACAUUUUUGACAAUUGCCAUGAGCUCUAUUCUCAGCUAAUAGAUCCGAGUAAGAAACAGGACAUUCCUCGGGAAGAUCAGGGACCAACCACCAAGAAUUUGGAUUUUUGGCCCCAACUUAUUACACUGAUGAUCACUAUUAUUGAUGAGGAUAGAACUGCCUACACACCUAUCUUGAAUCAGUUUCCUCAAGAACUGAACAUGGGAAAAAUAAGUGCUGAAAUUAUGUGGACCCUUUUUGCUCAGGAUAUGAAAUAUUCACUAGAAGAACAUGAAAAGCAACGGUUAUGUAAGAGCACCGAUUACAUGAAUUUGCAUUUCAAAGUGAAAUGGUUUUAUAAUGAAUAUGUGCGAGAGCUUCCUGCCUUCCUGGAUACUGUUCCUGAAUACUCCUUGUGGUUUGAGCCUUUUGUCAUGCAAUGGCUAGACGAAAAUGAAGAUGUUUCAAUGGAGUUCCUUCAGGGAGCACUGGGAAGAGACAAAAAAGAUGGAUUCCAGCAGACAUCUGAUCAUGCCCUCUUCUCCUGCUCCGUGGUUGACGUGUUUGCUCAGCUUAAUCAGAGCUUUGAGAUUAUCAAGAAACUGGAAUGCCCGAAUCCUGAAGCAUUAUCUCACUUAAUGAGAAGAUUUGCAAAGACUAUCAAUAAAGUGCUGCUUCAGUAUGCUGCAAUAGUAUCGAAUGAAUUCAGUUCAUACUGUGAUAAGGAAAACGUGCCCUGUAUCUUGAUGAACAAUAUUCAACAAUUGAGGGUCCAGCUGGAAAAAAUGUUUGAAUCCAUGGGUGGAAAAGAGCUAGAUCCUGAAGCUAGUACUAUUCUAAAAGAACUUCAAGUUAAACUCAGUGGGGUUUUGGAUGAGCUCAGCAUCAUUUACGGUGAAAGUUUCCAGCUUAUAACUGAAGAAUGUAUAAAACAGAUGAAUUUUGAACUAAAUCAAAUGAGAGCAAAUGGAAACACCACAUCUAAUAAGAACAGUGCGGCAAUGGAUGCAGAGAUUGUGUUAAGACCACUCAUGGACUUCUUGGACAAAACAUUAAGCCUCUCAGCAAAAAUCUGUGAGAAAACAGUGCUCAAGAGAGUUUUAAAAGAGCUAUGGAAGCUGGUUCUUAACAAAAUAGAAAAACAAAUUGUUCUCCCUCCUCUGACAGAACAAACAGGACCCCAGAUGAUUUUCAUUGCAGCUAAAGAUCUUGGACAGUUAUCCAAACUGAAGGAGCACAUGAUUCGAGAGGACACCAAGGGCCUGACGCCAAGACAGUGUGGCUAUAGUGGAGUAGCUGUUUCAAUUUACAAGCAAUACUUUCAUGCAGGAGGAAAUGGCCUGAAAAAGAAUUUCUUGGAGAAAAGCCCAGCUCUUCAGUCUCUGAGAUAUGCUCUCAGUCUUUAUACCCAGACUACUGAUGCCUUGAUAAAGAAAUUCAUAGACACUCAAACCUCACAGAGUCGCUCUUCCAAAGAAGCCGUGGGUCAGAUAUCUGUUCAUGUGGACAUCACCACCACCCCAGGCACUGGAGAGCAUAAAAUCACUGUGAAAGUGAUUGCUAUUAAUGAACUAAACUGGCAGACCACAGCAAUGUUUCGCCCCUUUGUGGAAGUUUGUAUUCUGGGACCCAACCUGGGAGACAAGAAGAGAAAACAAGGCACAAAGACAAAAAGCAACACGUGGUCACCAAAGUACAAUGAAACGUUUCAGUUCAUUCUGAGUAAAGAAAACUUCCCAGGGGCCUAUGAACUUCAUCUCUCAGUUAAGGAUUACUGCUUUGCCCGAGAAGAUCGAAUUAUCGGAAUGACAGUCAUUCAGCUACAGAAUAUAGCGGAAAAGGGAAGCUAUGGGGCAUGGUAUCCUCUUGUGAAAAAUAUCUCUAUGGAUGAAACUGGUUUGACCAUCCUUAGAAUACUUUCUCAGAGGUCCAGCGAUGAUGUGGCUAAAGAAUUCGUAAGACUUAAAUCUGAAACAAGAGCUACUGAAGAGAGCACUUGAAACGCAUACUGCAAGAUAUCAUCUUCAAGAAUUCAUAAACUAUAAUUGUUUGACUAUUGCAUGCAUGUGCAAAUACAUGGGAAUGUCUAGUUCACUUUCACUAUGUUUCAGUGUUUGCCAGUAAUCAAGUACAAUAUCUACAAGGUAUAUGGAAAACAUGCUGAACUUUUAUGCUAAUUAUGGUCUUUAAGAAGUAAAUGUUCCAUGAAGUGCCAAAAUUAUGAUGUAAAAUGAAAUAUCAAGAACAGCUUUUAAAAUAUUGAUUUCAAGUCAUUAUCAUUUUUUCAUCUAUUAAACAUACUAAAAAACAAUUAGUCUUUUGAGUUUGUCCAUUAGUUGUCAUUCUUAAAUUUGUUGAUAUUGCCCAUAAAUCAUAAAGCGUUUGUUACUCAAAUUCUGUUUUAAUUAGACUUAAACUCAUUGUCGAUGUCCUACCCUUUUCUACCAUAUCUAGAUACAUGGUCACUUCUAGAAAGCAUUUGUAAUUUUAUAGUUGCAGAUAUAUUGUGAUGAUUUUUGCAAACAAAUUAAAAUAGAAAAGGUGGGAAAUAUUUUAUGCUGACCAGUUUCCAACCUUUCUGAAAUAUCACUGUGAAGAACUGCUAUUAAAGCAAACUUAUACAAAGCAAUGCUAAAUAGAGUUUGUUAACAAUGUUUGAUAUAUUGAAAAAAAAAAUCUUUGUUCUUCAAAACUGCCAAGGUCACAUCACAUUUGUAAAAAUGGGAAGUUGAUGCAUUUGCCAUAUAGCAUUAUGUCUCAGCUUUACCAAAUUUCAUUCUUUGGAAAGUCAUAGAGUAAUGGUUUAGAAAUGAGAUGAAAGAUUUGUUUCUUAAAAUUACCCAUGAUAAGUAACUAUACUGUUAGUGUUUUCCCUCUGACAGCUAUGACUAUCUCCUUAUUUAUUUAGCUCUAUAAUCAGUUAAAUGCUUUUUACUUUUAAAAAUAUUGAACAAUUUGUACUGAAUGCAGCAUUAUAUAUUGCACUGGAGCAAAAGUCAUGUCUUCAUCUACUUAGUGAUGUGUAAAAUAAAGUCUGAAGAAAUUGCUUAAACUUUUGUAAUUGAUGUUAUUUAUACGUCCAAAAUGCAUCAGAUGCAACAGGAAGACAACUUAACACAGCUCUGUACGUAAAGAUAUAUCUAAGUUGGUUUUGAAUAUGAAAUAGUCUAUGAAUAUUUGCAUUUUCUGUAUUUUUAUGGUUUGACCUUUUAGAGUCCGUACUUAAAUACUUGGCUGUAGAUCAGUACUUCGUAAUUGUAAACUUAUGGUCAUAACUGUUAGUGGACUACCCACUAAUGCAGAAUCAAGAACCUGUAUUUUGUGAACAAGCUGGUCUGAUAUGUUAAGAACAGAAGUGAAUACUAUCCUGCCUCUCAGAACCGUUUGUUCCUGGGUGUGAAAACGCAAACUAGCCAGGAUUGAUUCCUAUUAAAUUGUUAGGCAAUUGCUUUGUUAAUGAUUUCUUCAAAUGCAGAGUAUGAUGCGAUCCUUUGGCAUAUGCAUUAAUAAAUGGUGUAUACUGAGCA